Messenger RNA from Tuber aestivum (summer truffle), 2673 nucleotides. NCBI's taxonomy places the organism in Eukaryota, Fungi, Ascomycota, Pezizomycetes, Pezizales, Tuberaceae. The record is from the annotation of a GenBank genome assembly.
GCCGUCCGAGGGAAAAAAAAAGAUACGACUACGGAGUUGCUUAUUCCUAACACCUGCCUGCGGCCCACACGCGGGCUCAACAACUUCUUUUCCUUCCUCCUCUCCUCACCAUUUCCCCGAGGACGCUGCUAUCCCCGACUCAGCCACUUCUCUGAACCUCUGGGCUUACCUCUUGCCCUCCUCCUCCUCCUUGUUGUCCUAUCCCUUCCCGCUCUUUUAGCCCCACCUGCGGCCAGCCUUUCUACCUGCCACUUCCCUCCCACCUACGCACACCAAGAACACCAUUCUCCCAUAACCUAAUAAGGAGCGAUUCACUCUCGACAAAAGGCCGAGCGAUAUUAUGAACAACGAUGGCACUUCCCUGUGGUCUCACCACCACCAGGUCUCGCCGACCUCGGGCGGAUCAGGAGACAAUGACAGUGAGGACUUUUCAAGCCUGUUCGACUUCAACAACAUUCAGUUGAGCAUGUCUUCCCCAUUCGACACCACGGGUGCACAGGACGAUCAUUCGGCCAUGGAUACCGACUUUCCGAAUGCCGAUGAGCUUCGGGCAAACGGACAUUCAAAUGAUGCGGGUGGCCCACUGGAUACGACGGGUUUGCUGGGCUCGGAGGAAAUGCUGGAUAUGCGGUUUCAUGAUUUGCACUCGUUGCAGACAUCACAGCAGCAGCAUCACCACCACCAGCAGCAGCACCACCAUGCGCAAAUGCUAGCUCGCCAACACAUGAUGCAGCAGAACGGCAUGAUCCCUCCUACCCCCUCGAGUAUUGACCUUCAGACUGGCCUCCCGCAUGGCCCGUGCUCGCAUAUGGGCUCGCAAUCGGAUGUCAUGGUGGACAGGUAUAAUGGGUUAAGAGAUGAGCAGGUGUGAUUCUCAUACCCCUUCCCAUCUCGCUAAUCUUUGAUUGGAUCCCUAACAUUGACAGAUGAUAUUUACACCUUUGGUUUCACCCGCGGUCACUCCUCUGGACACCAACUUUGUGCACCAAGUCCCCGAAUUCGCAAUCCCCGGCUACUUCAGCCCUCUGACUUCUCCUGCCCUCGAUGCUCACCCUCAUAGGACUCAUAUGCCCAACCCACAUAUGAUGCAUGCCCACUCCCAAUCGACAUCUCCGAUUGAUCCGGUCGAUUCGCAAAAUAUUAAUAAACGGGGAAGCACGGGCCGACGGAAAUCCACCACGUCCCGUAAUCCCGCUCGGGUGGUUCGGGAGUCGCCGAGUAUGAAGGCGCAGAAGAGGAAGUUACCAGCAGCAGCCUUGGCCGCAACCCCAGAGCUCGCGAAUGCGCUUUCGAAACAACCCCCAACCCCCACGACAAUCCGGCGGAGUGCAUCGCAAUGCCGGGGCCGGCAGCAGAUGGGAUUCCAAUCGAGUCGGGAUACCUCUUCAAACGAAUCAGUAUCUCCAGAGCCGCUGCCGGAGGUCCUGAUGGCGCCCCCACCACCGCCCCGAAAUGACAAUUCCCGAUCCCCGCAGAAUGGUCGAUCGGACGAUGGGUCGUCCACCUCAACAACACCUGGAGCGCCAGCAACCCCCGCGUCACUUAUGAAAUUGACGAAGACGAAUCUACCGACAGAAGACAUCCCGCCAAUAGCUAUGGAGACUUCCGAUUUCCUUAACGGCGAUGUCGAGAGGGUAAUGGCUGAUGCUCCGCCGGUUGCCCGGAAUGAUGGUAGGGCGGCUACGACGACGGUGUCCCCGCGCCCCGGUGGGGACAAUCAGUCAACGCCCACUGCUGAAGCUAGCAAGACGCCAUCGCUGAAGCCUGUGCCCUCAUCAAGCAGUAGCGUCUCAUCGGGGUCGAGACAUGAAAGUCCUAUAAGCAUACAGACGCCGAGCAGUAUCCUUAACAAACAAAAAAUUGGCAAGAGUGGGAUGAGUGGGCGCGGAGGAAAAAGGGGGAGUGUUAGUUCGAGUCCCGGAUUACAGCCCAAGAUUUCGCCGAGUAUCAAACCUUUAUUACCUUCAGGUGAGUUUCCAAAGCACGCCCUCAGCCCCCCCUCCCUCUUUCCUUGCUGCCGGUGCGCAGUCUGGAUGGGUAUGUUCCCCCCCUUGGGGAAACAAACCGCCUGUGCAUCCUGCGCGGGUUCUGGUACCUUUUGCUGCAAAUGAAGACUUCCCCAGGCCGCACGGCUGGGCCUAACCUGUGUUUCCCGUCCACCGAUUGUCAUCCCACAGCCCACUAUAGACGGCCCCCCCACUAACCCUACUUUCCCUCUAUCUAGGUAUGACCCCCGAAGCGUCCGCUCUCCUCCUAAAAUCCAACUACCAAAACAUCGUUGAGGGCACCCACAAGCAAUUAGGCCUCUCCUACCCAGCCGACCUCUCGACAAACCUGACCUCGAAACGAACAUCACACAAGAUCGCUGAGCAGGGCCGUCGAAACAGGAUCAAUAACGCUCUCACCGAGAUUGCCUCUUUGUUACCCCAAAAGAGCACUCCUUGUGGGGGGAGCAAUUCCGACGGAGGAGAUGGGGGGGAGGGGCGGGGUAGUACUGCUAGCGGAGGAGGAGGAGCCGGAGGUAAUGCGAGUACGGGGCAGGCGAGUAAAGCCAGCACGGUCGAAAUGGCGAUCGAUUAUAUCAAGCAGUUGAAGAAGGAGCUGGAAGAUACGAAGGGUAAACUGGCCGAUGCGGAGAGGAAGUUGGAGGAAAAGGCUGGUGAGGAGAGCUGA